UUUGUCUUCCUGUUUUCGGGGGGAAAAAGUGAAACUGUAGCUGGUUCAGGAUCAUAGUCUAUGUUCAGGAUCAAACUGUCCUGCUUCAUUUUACACGCUGAUCAUCCGCUCAAAACUGCAGGGCGUCAGGUUUUUUGUUCAGGAUGUCAGCUGUUAAGAUGACAGAGGGGAGUGUGCAGGUGGAGAGCUGCAAAGCGCCGCUGUUCUACAGACAGAGUGCACCUGCCGCAGAGGAAGUUAGGAUGUCAGUUUUACUCCUUCACGGCAUCCGUUUCUCAUCAGAAAACUGGCUCAACAUUGGCACUCUGGAGACUCUGGCCAAAGCAGGCUGCCGUGCGGUCGCCAUCGACCUGCCAGGGCUCGGCCGGUCCAAGUCAGCCGAGGCCCCUGCCGCGGUUGGAGAACUGGCCCCUGCAGAUUUCCUGAAGGAGGUGUGUGAGGAGCUGAGCCUGAACCCGGUGGUGGUGAUCAGCCCGUCCCUCAGUGGGAUGUACUCCCUCCCCUUCCUCCUCCAGCACCAGGCUCUGAUACGAGCCUACAUCCCUGUAGCACCCAUCUGCACCGACAAAUUCACAGCAGAGCAGUACCAGAGUGUAAAGGUCCCAUCUCUGAUCGUUUAUGGUGACCAGGACACUCAGCUUGGAGAACUGUCACUGAGCAACCUGAGCAAUCUGGCCAAUCACAGCGUGGUGGUGAUGAAAGGAGCGGGUCACCCCUGUUACCUGGACGACCCGGACACUUGGCACAAAGCCCUCACUGACUUCCUCAAUACCCUGUGAAGCUGCUCGUUGUGGAGAGAUUCUCAACAGCAACAGUCACACAUCCAAGUGAGAGACAGUGGGAGAGAGAUGGGGGAAAGACACGCAGCAAAGGGCCGCAGCAAAGGGCCGCAGGUCGGAUUCGAACCUUGGCCGCUGUACAGUCCUCAGCCUACAUGUGGCGCAUGCUCUUACUGGGUGAGCUAGAGGUCGCCCCCUACCAUCACUUCUAAAACCCACUAAUUAACAUGUUUUUUUUCCUGUUUCCAGUCUUUGUGCUAAGCUAAUUUAGCCGGCUGCUGGUGUGAAUCAUAUGAGAAACAUGAGUUAAUUGUCUUGUCUCGUUAAGAAAGCUAAUACAGUAAGUGUAUUUCCAAGAUGUAAAACUUUUCUUUUUUUUUUAAAGACUUUCUAUUUUCAGUGUAACCUGCAAAUAAAUGAAUCUCCACCUGUGUCUUGACUGAAAAAAAAAAAAAACACACGCUGAAUGAAGUGAAAAA
Molecule: messenger RNA, 1258 nt
Organism: Perca fluviatilis (European perch)
Lineage: Eukaryota; Metazoa; Chordata; Actinopteri; Perciformes; Percidae
Gene: abhd14b
Product: abhydrolase domain containing 14B
Exons: 5
Coding region: 144-779 (211 amino acids)
Cellular component (GO): cytoplasm
Source: RefSeq, a predicted model, not a curated record